Messenger RNA from Protopolystoma xenopodis, 2118 nucleotides. The record is from the annotation of a GenBank genome assembly. Lineage: Eukaryota; Metazoa; Platyhelminthes; Monogenea; Polystomatidea; Polystomatidae.
AUGUGCCUGCAUCAGAAGGCAACUUCCGGAUUUGCCGAUUUAUCCAAAUGGCCCAUCUGCCUCUGCGCUGCUCUCACGAAACCCACAAAAUCCGGCCUCCACAGCUUGGGUCAUGUGUUUGCUCGGCUGAUCGGCCUUGUGACUUGGUCCAUCAGUGCUUCCUGGCCGGCAACCUAUCCGUCCACCAGUCAUGUUCCUAGGCCGGCAACGGUGCUGGUCGUCACGAUGGCCGUUACCGUGGCUGCGACUGCAGCCUCCGCCUCCGCCUCCUCGUCAGGAUCCAGAAGCGGCGCUGGCAGCGGUAACGCAACCUCUGGCGGAGCGACGAGCAGUGCGGGUGGCAACAGUCGUGGUGGCGCCUCUUCCGCGGCUGGUGCUGCGCGAACGGCCGCAAUCACAGUACAACAACUCAACUACACAAUCGACGAAAACACUGCCACAGGCUCUGUUGUCGGCCGGCUUGCUGAGGACAUGUACCCUCGACCGUUGGCGGAGGCCCGCUUCUCGAUGCCGGAAAACGCGUUUUUUCAAGUCAGUCUGUCUGGCGUCUUCACCGUGGCGGGACCCAUUGAUCGCGAUGGCAACCGGCAACUGUGCGUACAGCCGGGCUAUCCUGCCGUGUGUCAAUGGAAUGGUCUCAUCAUGUCCAGCACGGGACAGUAUAUUCCGGUCGAAGUGGCGGUGCAUGAUGUCAACGACAACCCACCCAGUUGGCCGAUUGAUGAUGUCACUCUGGACGUGCCCGAGAACAGCCCGGCCAGCUACACUGCCGAGUUGCCCCUAGCUACAGAUGCUGACUUUGGCAUAAACAGUGUCAAAGCGUACCGCCUGCUCGACUCUCCGGCCACCGCAGACCUAUUCACUGUUACAUACAGCCAAGCGCCAACAAAACUGCACGAAAGCAGAAACUUGGCUGCAACCAUGGCGACGUCGCCGUUGCCUCGACUGCACAUUCUGCGGUCAUUGGAUCGCGAAAGCGCUGCUUGGCAUAAUCUCACGCUUCUGGCGUUUGAUGGUAGCCCACCUUUUCAUACAGGCAGCCUGCAUAUCCACGUUCGUGUGACUGAUGAAAACGAUAAUUCCCCGGAGUUCAGCAGUCCCGUCUAUACGGCUCGUUUGGAAGAGGCGACUUCUGUCGGCAGUCUGGUACCUUUGAGUGCCAGUCCAAGGACUGGUGAUGGUACCAAAGAUGGACUAGGCUUCAGCAAUCGGUGGUUCAGCACAGGCGGCCAAGUGAAUGUGGUCGGAGGAAGAGGGGGUCUGCAUGCGGUGGAUCGGGACGAUGGGCCAAACGGGAACGUGCGCUAUUCCUACGCUCUGUCGACGCCAAUCGGCAUCCAGCAGCUGUUUCGGCUGGACGAAACGACCGGUCUGCUGCGCGUCGCACGGGAAUUGACGUACGGAGCCGGAGCCAACGCAUGGACAUUCGACGUGAUUGCGGAGGAUCGUGGUCGUCCGCCCCGCUCGAGCAGCGCCAAGGUCACCAUAGAAUUAGUCGACUCGAACAAUCAUGCUCCAGCGGUGGCACUUCGUGUGCUCCCGGCCGGAAGACUGCCGGCCAAUAUGUCCACUUCUGCCCUUGAAACACUGGGCGUAAAUGACGUGAUGGGCAGUCCUGACGACUGUGUGUUCAUCAUGGAGAACCGGCCCCCCGGUAACGAGGCGCUAGCCCAACUGACGGUGAAGGAUGCGGACACGGGAAAUGGGGGACAAUUUGAUUGUAGUCUGGUUCAGCCAAUACAGACAAACGGUCUGACAAAGUUUUCCAACUCAUCGCUGACCUCCUUCAUUCCUGCCCAGCCUACGUACGGUCAAAAAUCAUCCUCGCCUUUCUCCAUUGUUUCAGGAACGAGUAUGGUUAGAGGAUUCGGAUUAAUCGAGCUUUGGCGCCUGCCAGGACUCAAGGUCUAUAACCUAAUGGCGACGCGCUCAUUCGACAGAGAAGCAGAAGUAGUGAGCAAGGUGACAGUAUGGUGUAUGGACCAAGGAAGUCCAAGAUUGAAAUCGAGCUUUCAUAUAUUUGUGCUGAUUGGCGAUGAAAACGACAACGCACCUUAUUUUCAACAGCCAAGAUACCAUUUGAAGGUUUGCAUAUUUCGCAUAUUUGCUAUCUCUUGA